Phytomonas sp. EM1 is the source of this 957-nucleotide messenger RNA. The record is from the annotation of a GenBank genome assembly. NCBI's taxonomy places the organism in Eukaryota, Euglenozoa, Kinetoplastea, Trypanosomatida, Trypanosomatidae.
AUGUGGCCUUUUAAGGUUUAUUUUUUAUGCCUAUUAUUUUUUUUUGCUCUGAUGAUCAGGGAAACCUUAUGCUGGAACUGUAGGGGACAUAUGCUAGUUGCAGAGAUUGCGCGCCGACAUCUCACCGAGGAGAAUCGACGCAAGGUGGAAGAAAAUGCCCAAAGCUUUUCCAAAAGCGGCCCUUUUCCCAAAUCUAUAGACUUUGUGCAGGCUUCCUGCUGGCCUGAUGACCUUAAAUCGUGGCAUAUGUUCGCCAUGAAAAGCUGGCAUUAUAUCGAUCUGCCUUUUUCUCCAGAUAAUGUACCAGUCAACAAAUGUGAGGUGAUGGGGAUGAACGUGAUCACUGCUUCUGAGUCGAUGAUGGAUGCUCUACGUCUGGAGAAGAGCCCUGCAUACGUUCAUCAAUUUGCCUUGGUUAGCCUCGUUCACUUUAUUGGGGAUAUCCACCAACCUUUGCAUGCCACAACGCGGUAUACCAAGAAUCACCCGGACGGUGACGCGGGUGGGAACACAUUUUUCGUAUACGAAAACGGUAAACGGUUGAAUCUUCACUCUUUGUGGGAUGAUGUUUGCGUUCCGAACGACAAAAUAAUUCAUCGGCCGCUGUCGGACACGGACUACACCACGCUAAAAGCCUUUGCUGAUUACCUAGAAGACACCUAUAAAUUCGAUUCUGCGCUCCUGAAAGAAACUAGCAUCAAAGCUUUUGCACAAGAGAGCCACAUGUUUGGGAUCAAUACAACCUACGAAGGAAUUGAGGAAGGUGCAGAGAUAUCAGACGUGUAUUUGGGGCGCUGUCGGCAGGUGGCAGAGGCGCGCCUAACGCUGGCUGGACGUCGUCUUGCCAACCUAUUAAACAAGCUGCUUGAGGGUGUUGACGUCGGGAAGCCUGAUAAAGACAAAUUUUCAAAAUCCAUAAAGGGGUUAGAGGUGCGAGAAAGGAAUUUCAUAAAAUGA